AUGCCUGUGAGCUUCACCGUUAAAAAUGACAUUUGUACGUUACAACUUGCAUUCUAUGAUGGUGUAUUUGAUGUGAGAAUAAAAUUGUUGUUAAGAAAAUGGAGACAUGAUUCGGAUUUGCUUGUAUUUGCUAAAUAUUUUGAAGAAUAUUUAGGUGAAUGGGUGAAUGCAUUGACAUUUUGGUAUGAAGGCGCAGCAACAGUGAGUGAUUAG
Didymodactylos carnosus is the source of this 213-nucleotide messenger RNA. The record is from the annotation of a GenBank genome assembly. NCBI's taxonomy places the organism in Eukaryota, Metazoa, Rotifera, Eurotatoria, Philodinida, Philodinidae.